AUCACCCCCUAAAACCCCAUUUUCAGACCAGAACCUCCACACAAUUUGUCACUCUCCCUCCCAAUCAAAUUAAUUCUCUCCUUUCACUAGUGUUUUUCUCCCCAAAUCUCACUACCAUCUCAGUGCUUUCUGACCACCCCAACCUCCCCCACAACUCAUGUGGGGUACCCUCCCAUUACCAAUGUUCGUGUCCUUCGACUAUAAAAGAAAGCAUACUAGGAAGUAAGACAUCAUUCCUACUAUCACCGUUGUUACAUCAUGGCUUCCAAUUUCCCAAUGAAGCAACCCUCCACGUCCAGAGGUGGUUGGAAAUCCGCCAUUUUCAUUAUUUUCGUGGAGGUGGCAGAACGAUUUGCAUAUUAUGGAGUGGCCGGGAACUUGUUCAUGUACUUAACAAAGGUGCUAGGCCAGCCCACCGCCACCGCUGCCAAGAAUGUGAACACUUGGCAGGGCGUCUCCGCCAUCUUCCCGGUGGUUGGUGGCUUUCUGGCCGACUCCUACGUCGGCCGGUUCAAGACUAUCCUCCUCUCAUCCAUCAUUUACCUCAUUGGCCUAGUUCUGCUGACUGUAGCAGUCUCAGCAGUUCCUCUGCCACUUCGGCACAUUGUUUUCUUCAUAGCGCUCUACAUUCUCUCCAUAGGCGAAGGCGGGCACAAGCCAUGCGUUCAGACGUUUGCGGCGGACCAAUUUGACGAGAAUAUACCUGAAGAGAAGGCGGCCAAGAGCUCUUUCUUCAACUGGUGGUACGUCGGAAUAGUGUGCGGCGCCACGGCGGCGGUGUUGGUGGUGAUCUACGUGGAGGACUAUGUGGGGUGGAGCUUGGGGUUCGGGAUGCUGGUGGUGGCGGUGGGGUUCUUGGCUGGAAGUGGGAGUUACCGCCGCCAGGCUCCGGUGGGGAGCCCGUUCACGAGGGUCGCACAAGUGGUGGUUGCCGCCGCGAGGAAGAGGGGGUUGUCGGAGAGGGAGGGGCGUGGUGUUUGCGAUGAAGAUGAUGUGAACAUGGAGGGUGGUGCCGGGGUUCAGGCGUUGGCUCGUACGCCCCAGUUCAGGUUCCUGGACAAAGCAAUGAUCAUAGACGACAUUGAUGCUUCAAGUGAAAAAAGGAACCCCUGGAGGCUGUGCCCUGUUAACCAAGUAGAGGAAGCAAAACUAGUUUUCCAACUGAUUCCCAUCUGGUUCAGUUGCCUCAUGUUUGCAAUAGUAAUAGCUCAACUAGGCACAUACUUCACCAAACAAGGCAGCACCCUCAACAGAUCCAUCACACCAACCUUCCAAAUCCCUGCAGCAUCCUUCCAAGUCUUCACAGGCCUCACGAUUCUCGCCUCCGUUUUACUAUACGAACGAGCCCUCAUCCCCCUUGCCAGGGCCCUCACAGGCCGCCCUUCCGGCAUAACCAUCCUCCAAAGAAUUGGCACUGGCUUACUACUAUCAGUGCUGACUAUGGCCGUUGCAGCAUGCAUCGAGGGCCGAAGGGUGCGAAUUGCAAGAGAAAAAGGGCUAUUAGACGAGCCAAAAUCAGUGGUUCCAAUGGCCGUCUGGUGGCUGCUCCCGCAGUACAUGCUGUGUGGGCUUUCUGACGUGUUCACGGUCGUUGGAUUGCAGGAGUUGUUCUACGAGCAAAUGCCCGUGGGGAUGAGAAGCAUCGGUGCUGCCGCGUAUAUUACUGUGACCGGAGUGGGGAGCUUUUUGAGCAGUGCUUUGAUAACUAUUGUGCAAGGGAUUAGCUCAAGGUGUGGGCAUGAGUGGCUUGGGGACAACAUUAAUAGAGGGAAUGUUGAGUACUUUUAUUGGGUUCUGGCUGCAAUGAGUGCUGCCAAUUUUUGUGGUUAUGUGUGUGUUGCAAAAAGGUUCGUCUACAAGAGGAUUGGGCAUGAUCAAGGUGGUCAUUCUAGUGAGAAAGGAUCCUAUUAGGAAAUGCAUCUUCAACUUCUACGGAAAGAUCAUAUAUGUGAAGAAAUGCUUUUGAUGUAUAAGUAGUGAUGUUUGUGAACUUUAUAAUGUGAUAUGAAGAUACCAAAAUAAAUUAAAAUGUGUCCAACUGUGUGUUUGGUAAGAAUGUAGACAAAUAUUAAAAUCAAUAU
Molecule: messenger RNA, 2081 nt
Organism: Sesamum indicum (sesame)
Lineage: Eukaryota; Viridiplantae; Streptophyta; Magnoliopsida; Lamiales; Pedaliaceae
Product: protein NRT1/ PTR FAMILY 5.4-like
Biological process (GO): transmembrane transport; oligopeptide transport
Cellular component (GO): membrane
Molecular function (GO): transmembrane transporter activity
Source: RefSeq, a predicted model, not a curated record